AUGGAGACGACAGACACAGCUUUAAAUGUUCAGGAAGGUCAUCUUAGAGCUCUGCUGAAGGAGGCAAUAGGAGUAACUUGCCCCAGUCAGCGAUGUUUUCUGUGGGCACAAUCUUCAUUUCGGAGUGUGGAGCUUACCAAGCUGGAAUUCAAUGAGAAGCUAAAGGAAGCAAAGUUAGUUUUAGUUGUUAAUAAAUGGAAUGAAAAAGCACAUGGUGUUUUCCAUCAAACAAAAGACAAAACAUGGUGUCAGAAAGUCAAAAAUAUCCUAGACAUUAACAUGGAUAAGCUGCACCCACCAAAAGGACUGUCACUGACAGGAAAUGUUGCCGAUAACUGGAUUAAAUUCAAACAAAGGUUUGAACUUUACAUUCAAGCGACUGGGUUAGAGGCAGACAAAGAAAAGCCCACCCAGAAAGCAUGUUUGUUUCUUCAUUUGAUCGGUGAAGAUGCACUAGAAGUCUAUAACAAUUUUCAGUUCGCACAAAAUGAAGAUGAGAAAAAGUUAGACAAGAUAAUUGAGAAGUUUGAAGCAUAUUGUAUGCCAAAGAAAAACACAACCUAUGAGCGGCACAAGUUUUUCACACUGAUGCAAAAACCGGACGAAACCAUGGACCAGUACGUUACUGAGCUUCGCACCAAAGCAAAAAACUGUGAACUUGGUGAUUUAACUGAUUCAUUGAUAAGAGACCGCAUCAUAUGUGGUGUUCCAGAUGAUUCACAGCGAGAACGUUUGCUCAGAGUACAAGAUCUUACACUAGAUGGGGCCAUACGUAUGUGCAGGACUACAGAAGCUACAAAGGAACGAAUGAAAGAACUAAAACCAGAAGACAAGGAGGUACAUGCUGUUAAAAGUAAACACAAUCCAAAACCCUUCAAACAAAAACAGAUAAACAAAGCUUUUUUAAACAAAGGAUACCAAAAGAAAAAUCAUGAACAAUGUAAAAGAUGUGGGGGAAACCAUGGAAAGGAUUGUCCGGCAGUAGGACAAGUAUGCAAGAAAUGUGGUAAACAAAACCACUACGCUAAAAUGUGUUUCACUAGUAAAAAGAAAGUCCAUGAGAUAAACGAAUUCAAUGACAGUGAAAGUGAGGCAGGUGAAUUCUUUGUGUAUACGGUGGAGAAUACCAAAGCAGAAGAAACUGAUGAAUGGUUCACACAUCUGAAGACAAAUGGAACAGAAAUAAAGUACAAACUAGAUACAGGAAGCCAGGAACAUGUGUGUGUGAUGAGAAAACAACAAGUCUACAAACUGCACUUUGUCAUAGUAACAGAGUCACGCACACCAAUCAUUGGAGUUAGUGCAUGCAGCAGACUAGGACUUGUCCAGAGAGUUUACAUGGGACUGGGAUGUUUGCCGGGCGAGCACAAAAUUCAGCUUGACAAAAACGUUCCACCAGUGAUACAUCCGUGCAGAAAAGUACCCUUUACGUUACAUGACAAACUGAAACAGGAGCUCGACAGAAUGGAAAAAGCUAAUGUCAUAUGUAAGGUGGAGGUUAGCUCGAUCGUUUUACCCGUAAAGAAAAAUGGAGCACUCACAGUAUGCUUAGAUCCGAGAGACCUAAACAAGGCCAUUAAGCGAGAGCACUUCAAGCUACCAUCAAGGGAAGAAGUAAUGUCAAAAUUCAAGGAUGCGAAGUAUUUCAGCAAGCCCGACGCCUCGUCAGGAUUUUGGCAAAUGAAACUUGACAAACAGUCUUCCAUGUAUACAUGUUUCAAUACACCUUUUGGGAGAUACAGAUUCCUACGCUUACCAUUUGGCAUAUCCUCCGCACCGGAAGUAUAUCAUAAAGCAGUACACAUGAUACUGGAGCAUCUCAAGGGGACAUCAUCAUUCAUGGAUGACAUCAUAGUCUGGGGAGCAAACCUUGAAGAACACAAUGAGAGAAUAAAACAAGUUCUGGAGACUGUUAGAGGAGCAAAUUUAAAGCUCAACAAAUCAAAAUGUGAAUUCGGAGUGCAGGAAUUGACAUUUUUAGGAGAUGUAAUCUCAGACAAAGGGAUCAAACCAGACCCUGAAAAAAUAUGGGCAAUUGAACAGUUUCCAACCCCGACGAAUAAGCAAGAUGUCCAAAGAUUUCUGGGAAUGGUCAAUUACCAAGGGAAGUAUAUCCCAGACCUUUCUACCAAAACACACACACUCCGACGCCUUCUGGAAGAGAAAAAUGUGUUUCAGUGGACGCAAGAGGAAAAAGAAUCCUUUGAAGAACUGAAGAAAGUUUUGACUUCAGCACCAGUUCUACAAUUUUACGACCCAAAUGCAGAGACAAGAAUCUCUUCAGAUGCAUCUAAGACAGGCCUAGGGGCGGUUCUUCUUCAAAAACAUGAUGACAAAUGGAUGCCUGUUGCGUAUGCCUCGAGAGCUAUGACAACAGCAGAAAAGAACUAUGCCCAAAUAGAGAAAGAAAUGUUGGCAAUUACCUUCGCUUGUGAACGAUUCCAUCAAUUCAUAUACGGACAAGCCGUGCAAGUCGAAACUGAUCACAAGCCCUUGGAAACCAUCUUUAAGAAAUCCUUGAGCGAUUGUCCUAUUCGGAUUCAAAGACUGAUGCUCCGACUGCAGAAAUAUACACUAGUGGUAUUUUAUACACCAGGAAAGUUCAUGCACACAGCUGAUGCAUUGUCAAGAGCCUAUUUACAGACAGCGUGUAGUGGAGAUUUGUCAGGAGAAGAAGAAGUUCAAGUUUACGUGGAUUCAGUAAUUACAAACCUUUCAGUGUCAGACAGAAAAUUAAAAGAAAUACGUCAAGAAACGGUUAAGGAUGAGCAGCUUCAAAAACUGGAGCAGACCAUCAGGGACGGAUUUCCUAAACAGAAAUGGGACUUACCCUCCUCGAUACAAGAAUACUGGAAUUUCAGGAGUGAACUCAGCUACGCAGAUGGCCUUAUACUCAAAGGUACCAAAAUAGUCAUUCCAAACUCCCUUAGGAAGGAAAUGUUGCAGAAAAUUCACACAGGACACCUGGGAAUUGAAAAAUGCAGACAAAGAGCCCGACAAAUCAUGUAUUGGCCAGGAAUGAAUCAGAGUAUUGAAGAAAAGGUCAAAUCAUGCUCCGAGUGUCUGAAACACAGAGCAAAACAAACAGCAGAACCAUUGCUUUCACACGAAACAGCAAAUUACCCGUGGGCAAAAAUUGGAGUGGAUUUGUGCGUGUGCAACAACAAAAAUUAUCUUGUCAUGUGUGAGUACUACUCGAAUUACCCUGAAGUUUGUCCACUAAAGAAGACGACAAGUACAGCGUUUAAUGGAUUAGCAGAGAAAACUGUCGGUAUCAUCAAGAAUCUACUCAAGAAAUCAGAAGAGGAUUUUUACCUUAGUCUCCUUGCUUACCGUGCAACACCGUUAUCCUGUGGAAAAUCACCAGCUGAAAUUCUGUACAACCGAAAACUUAGGACCGACUUACCUAUGUUAGAAGAACAUCUAUAUACAUCUAACAGAGAAGAUGUCAUCAAACAGAGAAAAGCUAGUCAAGGCAGACAAAAGUAUUACUACGACAGAUCAACUCAUCAAUUACCAAAAUUAGAGGAAGGAGACGUGGUCAGAUUAAGGAAUCUGGACGAUACAGCAUGGACCGAACGGGGAACAAUCCAAAAACAAAUCGAUCCAAGAUCAUAUAUUGUGUCAACCGGAAAUGCAGAAUAUCGCAGAAAUCGAAAAGACAUUCUAAGGACUUGCGAAAAUCCGACCAGUUAUCUGCGCAUUGAACCAGAACCGAGUGAUCAUGAAGUAGAAGCGACUGGAGACGAAAAUAUCCGAACGCGUGAUGAUCAAAAUGGUGAAACAGUGCGUCCUAAGAGACAAUGUGGCCCUCCGAAAAGACUCACUGAGGAAUGUUAA
Messenger RNA from Saccostrea cuccullata (small rock oyster), 3840 nucleotides. RefSeq lists its product as uncharacterized. NCBI's taxonomy places the organism in Eukaryota, Metazoa, Mollusca, Bivalvia, Ostreida, Ostreidae. The transcript is spliced from 7 exons. The record is from RefSeq and is a predicted model, not a curated record. Bases 1 to 3840 code for a protein of 1279 amino acids.